Molecule: messenger RNA, 1022 nt
Organism: Zophobas morio
Lineage: Eukaryota; Metazoa; Arthropoda; Insecta; Coleoptera; Tenebrionidae
Exons: 4
Coding region: 113-739 (208 amino acids)
Biological process (GO): mitotic cell cycle
Cellular component (GO): chromosome, centromeric region; nucleus
Source: RefSeq, a predicted model, not a curated record
UGUAACAGCCGAAAAUUUUUAAACUUUACGUUUUCUGAUUGUUAUUUUCCACUUAAUAAAAGACUUUUUUCACAUUUUUACAGUGGAAUUGUAAGUUUUCUGUGAGUGCAAUAUGGCUGAAGCUGAAGAAUACAUUCAAGAUGAACAGGAACUUUAUCAUUUUCAUUUUAACUGGAAGCAGCUUUAUGAAGAUUUUCUUGAAUUAAAUAUAAGUAUGAUGUAUGACAGUGUGCAGUUGUUACAAGACAUGCUUUUGUCGAAAUUUCCUGAAGAUGUGGAUGAAAUUAAAACCCAAAUAACUAAGCUGAUGGACAUGUAUAUUACGAAUAGCAGAGAGCCCCUAGAAAAGUUUAGGGAAACUGUGAAACAGAUUUUUACGUUACCGCCAAAUGUUGUUUUACCAGGCUUGACCGAAGAGAAGAUGGUGACCACUCAAGAGUUCCAACAACUAAAAGUUGAGGUUGAUAAACUUGAACAGCAGCUAAUUGAGGAGGUAUACUACAAAGCACAAUUAAAAAAAGAAAUGAAAAAGUUUGAACACAUUCAACCAUUAUCAGAAAAAGUUGACGAAAUACUCAACUUUUAUGAAAAUAAUAAACCAAAACCUGGCACAAAAGCUGUGGAAGAGUUGUUUGAAGCUUUAAAAACGUGUGAAAAGUUUUAUUACAGUAAAAGGUGUAAUGAUGAAGACAAAUCAGAUGUGCAAGAUGACUUUGGUUUAUUUACAGAAUACUCCUGAUUAUUUUCGAAAAUAUGUUGUAAAUACUAUGAAGUUAAUGUUAUGUUUAAGAAAAACUAACCAUUUUUUUGAUUCCCUCAUAUGAGAGAAUUAAUAAAAUAAUCAUGAAACAAGUGUUAAAAGUAUUAUUAUGAUAAGAAUGUUAAAGUUUGUAGCAUAAGUGGCCAGCGAGUAAUAAUCUAGUAACUUAUGUUUAGUUUUUGAACUUGACAAUAGAACUGUGAGAAUAAGUUAAUACUUAAUUAAGCUUCUGUAAAAUGGGUCUUAUUGGUGUUAUGAUGUC